UUGUACGUCUCCUUUUUUCCUCCCCUUUUAAACCGCUUUGUUCUCUCUCUCUCUCUCUCUUAUAAUGGCAUCUCCUUUCGUUUCCUUUCAUUAAGGUUAAGAUUUGAGAUGGUGCUGGAAACUUGAAGACUGUUUGGUUUGAAUUAGCAGCCAAAUUAGGCCUUUUCCUUACCUUUUAUCACCUGAAACAUCUCUUGUCAAAUACGCUUCUACGUUUUGUUGUUUCCUGAUUUAGAUACUAGUGAUAAGAAGUGAAAAUUUUGAAUGCUCGAGCUGUAAGAUGGGCUAUUUGAACUCUGUUUUGCAAUCCUCAAAUCAGGUUCAUGCUGAAUAUGGACCGGUCAGCGGCGGAGGCCUUAGCCAGAAUGGAAAAUUCAGCUAUGGCUAUUCAAGCUCUCCUGGGAAGAGGUCUUCAAUGGAAGAUUUUUAUGAAACAAGGAUUGAUGGUGUUGAUGGAGAGAUAGUCGGUCUUUUUGGAGUUUUUGAUGGCCACGGAGGUGCACGGGCGGCUGAAUAUGUGAAGCAAAACCUUUUCAGUAAUUUGAUCAGGCAUCCAAAGUUCAUAUCUGACACCAAAUCUGCUAUAGCUGAUGCAUACAACCAUACAGACUCUGAAUUUUUAAAAUCAGAAAACAACCAGAAUAGGGAUGCUGGGUCAACUGCUUCUACUGCUAUACUUGUUGGGGAUCGUUUGCUAGUUGCAAAUGUUGGUGAUUCUCGAGCUGUUAUCUGCAGAGGAGGCAACGCUUUUGCUGUGUCUCGUGAUCACAAGCCAGAUCAAAGUGAUGAGAGACAACGGAUUGAGGAUGCAGGAGGAUUUGUCAUGUGGGCUGGAACUUGGAGAGUGGGAGGUGUUCUUGCCGUCUCUCGUGCAUUUGGUGACAGGCUCCUGAAGCAGUAUGUUGUUGCUGAUCCAGAAAUUCAGGAGGAAAAAGUUGACAGCUCGCUUGAGUUCCUUAUUCUUGCUAGUGAUGGACUGUGGGAUGUUGUUUCAAACGAGGAGGCUGUGGCAAUGGUAAAGCCAAUACAGGAUCCUGAGCAGGCAGCAAAGCGGCUGAUGCAAGAGGCAUGCCAGAGAGGUAGCGCAGAUAAUGUAACUUGUGUUGUCGUCCGUUUCUUGGCUAAUCAAGGUGGUUCCUCUCCUAGUGUUUCUGCUUAACACGUCCCUUCCUAGUAAUUGCUAAACACGAUGGCUGCUCGAGUUGAAAUGAACUUCAAUAGUAAUAGUUAGUCAUAGAAAGAAAACUAUUAACCGCACAAUAUAAUGGGUUCCCACGUACCAAUUUAUGUAAAGAAUGCCGAGAGACUCGAGUCCUUUUA
This is a messenger RNA of Hibiscus syriacus, 1320 nucleotides long. Its product is annotated as probable protein phosphatase 2C 59. Gene Ontology annotation, biological process: protein dephosphorylation. The record is from RefSeq and is a predicted model, not a curated record. Gene Ontology annotation, cellular component: cytosol; nucleus. The transcript has 9 exons. The coding region runs from base 281 to 1159 and encodes 292 amino acids. Lineage: Eukaryota; Viridiplantae; Streptophyta; Magnoliopsida; Malvales; Malvaceae. Gene Ontology annotation, molecular function: cation binding; protein serine/threonine phosphatase activity.